Molecule: messenger RNA, 1892 nt
Organism: Aspergillus sclerotioniger CBS 115572
Lineage: Eukaryota; Fungi; Ascomycota; Eurotiomycetes; Eurotiales; Aspergillaceae
Product: E1 ubiquitin-activating protein AOS1
Exons: 4
Coding region: 353-1522 (389 amino acids)
Biological process (GO): protein sumoylation
Cellular component (GO): cytoplasm; SUMO activating enzyme complex
Molecular function (GO): SUMO activating enzyme activity
Source: RefSeq, a predicted model, not a curated record
CCCCCUCCCCCCCCUCCUCCUCUGCUUGAACCGGGGCUCGUUUACCUAUCUACAGACCUGCUGCUGACGGUCAUAUGCAUGCCGGGCACACGUCAGCCAGCAGAUUCACUCCCAUUCCGGUUUUCUCGUUCCGACGCCUUGCUUCCCAUACUUCCUUCCCCUCACUCCACUCCGAGUCCCCCGUCAUUUGCCCCGGGGAAUUUGGCGAUUCAUUGACACUGCCACGAUUUGACGCAUCAAGUAUUUACCCAGUACCGCUCACUGCUAUCCCCGAGUGAAGUCCGUCGAAUCCAGCGCCUCUCCACGGCGAGAUCCGCAAGUCGCAUACUAAUCGUCUCCAUCAACAAUCGCAAUGGAGUCUCAGGCAGAUUCAGCCCAGUCAAUUAGCGCGGAUGAGAUCGCUUUGUAUGAUCGCCAAAUCCGCCUCUGGGGAGUCAAGGCACAAGAAAAGUUACGAUCCGCUAAUAUACUCCUUAUCACGUUCAAAGCGCUGGCAAACGAAGUUGCGAAGAAUCUGGUGUUGGCAGGCAUUGGUUCCUUGACGAUCAUCGAUCAUGAACUUGUUAAAGAAGAGGACCUGGGGGCGCAAUUCUUCAUCAACCAGGAACACUUGGGCCAGAACCGUGCACAAGCGGCAGCACCCUCUGUCCGUGCCAUGAACCCUCGGGUCCACCUUCACAUUGACACCGAGGAUGUCCAUCUAAAACAGCCGGAUUUCUUUGCUCAAUUCGACAUCACCAUCGCAACUGAGCUCGACUUCGCUACAUACACAACCAUCAAUGCGGCGUGUCGCAUCGCUAAUCGUCCCUUCUAUGCCGCAGGGUUGCACGGUUUCUACGGCUUCGUCUUCGCCGAUCUGAUCUCUCACGAUUUCGUCAUGGAGCGUUCCAAAUCGAACGUCCCGUCCCCAACGCAGGAAACUCCCACUCGCAGCAUCCUGAACAUCACGACGAAGAAGGAAAAUGAGAAGGUUAUCGAGAUGGUGACCAAGCGGGAGGUGUAUUCCCCACUGAUCCUCGCCAACACCUCACCCCUCCCCGAGGAUUUUACCAGGGUCGCACGGAAACGCAAACAAGUGACACCUCUUCUCACCUGCCUUCGUGCCUUAUGGGAGUACCAGAAAUCAUCCGCCGGCGCCCUGCCAACCUUCUCCCACCAAGACCUGGAAGUCUUCACGAAACAUGCCCGUGACUGCCACCAGGAAUUGAAACUCGACAUCACCACCCUGGACGCAGGGUUCCUACGCACCUUCCUCCAGAACUUGGGAAGCGAGCUAAGCCCCGUGGCCGCAUUCGUAGGCGGCAACCUCGCCCAGGACGUGAUCAACGUCUUAAGCGCAAGAGAGCAACCCCUCCAGAACAUGCUCCUCUUCGACGGCGAACGAUCCACCGCUCCCAUAUAUCCCUUACAUCCAUUCUUCCCACCCGAAGUCGAGAACGUCCUACCGACCGUGCUUCCAACCUCCAAUGUAAUCUCAUUGGACGGUGAGCCAGCCACGGUACCCUCCUUACCCUCCCGCUGAGCGACGGUCUGGGUAGAAUGGCAGUGGAAAUUCUUCGACGCUCUUUCCCUGCAUAAGGGCCUCCCUCCAUCCUAGGUGGGGUGGGAUCCUCUCACGACGUGUACGAUAGAUCUGAUAAAGCGAUUUUCCAGGGCAUUAUUUUAACCCACCUUGAGUAUUUUACUUUACUUUACUUCCCUAUUAUUCCUACGUUAUUGUACAGUGAGUGAUUCGUAAUGGAUGAAGAGCAUUGAUUCUGAUAGCGUUAUAUCUCAUUCAACCAUACCCCUCCUUUCCUCCUGAUCCAUACGCAAGAAUAAAGAAAUACCCUUAGAAAAGGGGAGUGGGCGUGUAGGUAAAGAAAGAUAAAAUCAAUUUAUAUGAAAUGGAG